Molecule: messenger RNA, 26302 nt
Organism: Corvus hawaiiensis (hawaiian crow)
Lineage: Eukaryota; Metazoa; Chordata; Aves; Passeriformes; Corvidae
Gene: NRG3
Product: neuregulin 3
Exons: 9
Coding region: 1-1965 (654 amino acids)
Biological process (GO): intracellular signal transduction; animal organ development; nervous system development
Molecular function (GO): chemorepellent activity
Source: RefSeq, a predicted model, not a curated record
AUGAGCGAGGGGGCUGCCGGCGCCGCGGCGCCCGGGGCGGCGGAGGCGGCGGCUGCGGCGGGGGGCCCGGGUGGGGAUGGGGCCGGGGGGCCGCCGCGGGAGCUGCGCUGCAGCGACUGCAUCGUCUGGAACCGGCAGCAGACGUGGCUGUGCGUGGUACCCCUCUUCAUCGGCUUCAUCGGUCUGGGGCUCAGCCUCAUGCUGCUCAAGUGGAUCGUGGUGGGCUCCGUCAAGGAGUACGUCCCCACCGAGCUGAUGGACGCCAAGGGCGUGGGGCAGGACCCCUUCUUUCUCUCCAAGCCCACCGCCCCCCCCCGCGGCGCGGAGACCACCGCCGCCGCCACGCCGCGGCCGCCCAGCCGUGUCAGCCCCCGCCUCACCACCAUGAGCCGGGCUCCCCCGCGGCCCCCCGGCACCCGCGGCCCCGCGCGGGGCGGCCCGCGGCCCACCGCGGCCAGGCACCCCGUGUCGCCGCACACGGCACCGCCCGCCAGCGGCCCCCCCGGCACCGCCGGCCGCGGCGUCCGGCCGCCGCCCGCCGCCCCCAGCACCCCGCCGCUGCCCGCCUGGCCCACUGCGGCACACGCUACCUCCUCCUACAAGAUCUACGUCCACGACUCGGCGCCGUCCUGGACCUUGUCUCCCUUCCAGGAGUCGACCACCACCACGCCGGAGGCGAGCACGACCCCCAAAACCCACACCACGACGUAUUCCACGGAACGAUCUGAGCACUUUAAGCCAUGCAAAGACAAGGACCUUGCAUAUUGUCUCAAUGAAGGGGAAUGCUUUGUGAUAGAAACCUUAACGGGAUCCCACAAACACUGCCGGUGCAAAGAGGGCUACCAAGGAGUCCGCUGUGACCAAUUUUUGCCGAAAACCGACUCAAUCUUGUCAGAUCCAACAGACCAUUUAGGAAUUGAAUUCAUGGAGAGCGAGGAGGUUUACCAGCGCCAGGUGCUCUCCAUUGCCUGCAUCGUCUUUGGCAUCGUCGUGGUGGGCAUGCUUUGUGCAGCAUUCUACUUCAAAACAAAGAAACAAACAAAGCAAAUUCACGAACAGCUGAAGGAAACGCAGAAUAGGAAAACCUACAGCCUAAAUGCUUCCAGCAUGAUGGCAAAGUCGGACUGUAUGGCACAAAGCCAAGUCCAGCUGCAAAAUUAUUCAAAACCAGAUAGGCACCCGGGGCCUAUUCUGCACAAAGUUAUGGAGUCUAGUUUUUCAGGCCCUCAGUCCUUCCCAGAGGCCUUGUCUCCUGACAGAGGAACCCAGCCCAUCAAGCAACACAGAAGUCUCUCGUCAUGCUGCAGCCCAGGACAAAAAAGUGGGAUGCUACAUAGAAAUGCCUUUCGGAGGACUCCUCCCUUGCCUCGGGGUAGGUUCAAUGGAAUUACAGGACCAGCAUAUCAACAGCUCGAAGAGUCGAGGAUCACAGACCAGGACACGAUACCUUGUCACGGGUAUUCAUCCAGUGGUUUAAAAACUCCUCAGAAUACUUCAAUAAAUAUGCAACUGCCUUCAAGAGAGACAACCCCAUAUUUUAAUAACAUGGAUCAGAAGGACUUGGUCGGCUAUUCCUCUUCAAGGGCCAACUCCGUUCCCAUCAUCCCGUCUGUGGGCUUGGACGAAGCCUGCAUGCAAAUGCAAAAUGUUUCUGAAGUAACAGGCAUCAAAUGGUGCAAAAACUCCUAUUCUGCUGAACUUGUCAAUGUGAGUUCCCCAGUCAGUAAUUGUCUAAUAGCAGAACAACACGAAGUGAAAAUAUUGCUAGAAACUGUGCAGGAGCAGAUCCGGAUCCUGACGGACGCGCGGCGGGCGGAGGACUUUGAGCUGGCGAGCAUAGAGGCGGCGAGCGGCGCGAGCGAGAACACGGCCUUCCUGCCCAUGAGCCCCGUGGCCAAGGCAGAGCGAGAGGCACAAUUUGUCUUAAAAAGUGAAACGCAAAGAGACUCGGUAUUGACCAAGUGACUCUGUGUGGGGGCUGUGGGAGGGGAAAUGAGAGAUCUGUGCAUUCGAUGCUUUGCUAAACAGGAAGGGAGGAAGUUAAAUACAAAUUAUUUAUAUGCAUUAAUUUAAGAGCAUCUACUUAGAAGAAACCAAAUAGUCAAUCGCCCUCAUAUCAUAGUGUUUUUUAACAAAAUAUUUUUUUAAGGGAAAAGUUCCAGGAGGGAUGAAGCGUGCUUUCAGGUGCUUUCUAGGCAGGAUUACACAGUUUCAGUUACAGAGGAUUGUACCGUGGUCCUGUUCAGCUGGCUGAAGGCUUAGGCUAUGCAUCUCUUUUUCAGUAAAGGCCAAGUACCGUUCUUAGAUGCAUUUCUGGUUUCAGGGCAGCACUGCAGCGAACUGCUGGGCAAGGAUUCAGACCCUGGGGAACACAUCCUGUGGGCCCAACGCAGAUCCAGUCCCCUCUCCCCCUCUGCUCUUGAUUCCAGGUCGCACCACAAAAACAGGGACACAGACACCUACUUCUGAGUUCUUUUACCUGCUGUGGAAUGACGACAACAUCCCUGAAUUGAACAGAUGCUUAACUCUCAACCUUAAUUUGAUGUGUCAGUCAGCCCAAGAAACUCAAUGGAAUCAUUUAGGAGCUUUGGGAUUGGCCAAGAGUAGGAGCUGGAUUGGGUCUGUAGAGAUUCAGUGGUCAGGAGCCCACAGCUGCUCCAUCUUCUGAGCUUUGCCUAUCAGAGCUGCCUUGGUGGAGAGUAGAAGAACAAGACAAAAUGCACAAGUAUGUAAUAGAGCAGGUUUGGGUUUGGUUUCUGGUUUGGGUUCUUUUCAGUGGAAGCAUAAACUCCGUUGUUCAUUAGCACCCCUCAACAUUUCUAAACUUUUACACUCUGGAGGCAUUUGUAAGCUCUCAAGGAGCACUUAGUGUGUGUGUAUUUUUUUUUAACUUAUUUUUUAUUAUGGCUUGUUCAGAGAAGAGUCAGGGAGAUCCAAUAUGGUCAAAAUCCAGCCAAUAAGUGUCCACGCUGCCUAAUUUGUUCCUGCGUUCAGUUCUCCAGUCACUUUAUUUAAUUAUGGCUUAGGCUUGUGAACUUUAAAGCUUCAACCCAGCAGCUGUUUCAGUAUGGGCAAACCACAGGCAUGCAGAGAUCUGACUCUAAUGGAGCUUUCUAAGAGCAGAUGGUUUCCACCAAGUCACUCCCUGCAGGGGAUCAAGGCCUUAGAGAGGAAGUCUCAUUCCCUGGUUGCUGUAUCCUAAUCACAUUAUAAGCACUUUCUGCAUCAGCUUUCUUUUGAGUCCCUCUUCCUCUCCACCUCCCCCAAAUUGUAACAAAAUGUGCCAGUAGUGCGAUGAAUUGGGUUCAGUGACACAUGUUACUGGUUAUAUUAGUGUUAAAAUAUCUGCUUAUUCUCGGGGGGGCAAGAAAUCAACUAUAAUAAAUAAUUGCUAAAUAGCCUUCCCUGGUUAGUGUCAGGAGAUUGAUUUAAAAAAUUACAGUAUAUGCAGAAUUUAUUAAAAUAUUCCUUUGAAGCAAAAUAAUUGUUAAAUUUAUUAAUGUGCCCCAGACUUUCUAGUUCACAAGUCUCAAGACUUCCCAGAAUAGCACAAUCAGUCACGCAGUGCUGUUGUAUGUUGAGUCAGAAUAAAGCAAUAUUUUAACCUCUGUCAAGUAAAUUUAGAUAAGAAAUGCUGAAGGUGUAUGUCUUUUUUUUUUUUUUUUUUUUUUUUUUUUGUUAAGGCAGUAAAAAAAAUUAUUCACAGUCUUCAUUCAGCAAGUCUUAUUUUGGGUUGCUUUUGUGGUUAUGGGGGUUCUUUUAAAGAUAAAGUUGAUUAAAUUGUCCUGUUUACAGAAUUUUCUAUGGCUGUAAUCUUUGCUGUGUGUUUUCAACAGAAAUAUAUUUGAGGGCAAACUAUUUCAUGCCCCAGGAUGGAGCGUGAGUUGUUCAGACUCCCUUCUGCAAAGACACAGAGCUUUGGUUGUAGCAGUGAGGUGGGAUCCCUGUGGGGUUUGGGCUCACCCUGAUGUUUUCCUGUAAUAUGUGGUGGCUGAGCACAUUCUCACUGUGCAUGAGCCGAGCUGAUACGGCCCCAAGCCCACACCAGAUAAACCCUCUGAAAGGCAGGGAGAAUUAGGUGGGCCUCAGCUUGGCAUCCCUACAAUCGUUUGACUUUUCUGUCAACACCAUUUGCAUCCCCCCAUCUCAGGACAUGAGCAAAGGGAGCUUGCCUCCGCCCAUAAGCUCUGUGAACACACCUGUAAUAUAAAAACUGGGUACUAUUUAAAGCUCUGGUUCAACCAUUUGCAAAGGGUGAUCACAAUUAAUAAAUUGUUCACCAUUAAUUUUAUUGAGAUGGUCUCUCUGCAAUACAGUGCAGAAUCCUGCCCAAAAUUAUAUUUAAAAAUUACAUCUUCUCAAUUCACAUGCAAGAUCUUCCCUCCCCCAAGCUCUGCAAGUUCACCUCUGGCAACAUAAUGGAAACACACAGCAAGAUUUCAGUCGAAGAAAGAACCAUAUCAUAAGCAAUGCCUUUAGGGAUAGAAUGUGUUCUUGCAGCACCCCCAAAAGACCCAGAAAGAGGAGACGAGCAAUGUAUUUAAGAGAAUGAAAUGUUUUACUGAAUGAUAGCUGAAGAUCUGAAAUGGUGAGGAUAUCUUUGGUUCAUGUUAGAGAUACGAUCUUGUACUCAGCAAAGGAUGUGUGACUGUUAUAUGUUAACUGUUCUAUUCAGUUCUCAGCAUGUUUGAAUAGAGAGACGUUAAUAUUAACCAAUGACAGACUAGUGUAUUAUUUGUUAAGAGCAUCGCUUCAGAUCUUAUUGAAACUGUCAUUGUUUGCAGAGGAAAACAAGAAGGGUUGAAAACAUCCAACUAGGUAGCCUUAAUGUUGUUUGUGUGGCUCUCUAAUGCAACUGUUUUCCUCUGUGGACCUUCCUGUUUUACAGUGAACGGGGAAACAUUUUCUCUGAGGUCUGACAAUUAAUUGUGUAAAGGAUCCAUAUGAAAGUCGUACUGAAACAGCCAAAAUGGUAGGCCAAAUUUUGCUUUACUUCUGGUCCCACUGAACUUGUGGAUUGGAAGGGAUGCAAGUCACUGAGAAAUGCAAUUCAUUCCUAAAAUUACAUCUUUUCCCAGCCUUGGAGACAGUCUGUGAUCCCCCUAGAAGAGGCUCUGAACUCAGUUGUUUACAUGUAACAUAAUUAAAACUUUUAUCUGACUUAUGAAGUUCCAGGUGUAGUCUGGUGUGAAAAUUUACACGCAGAGAGAUGCAUUCAAGCAAACUGGGAGAACAGCUGACUAAAUAAAUUUAACUUUUCUCUGAACUGAGCAGAGACUAAGCCUGUGUCUCCAGCACAAUACCAUGGAGGAGAGUUAUGAGAGGUGUAUGUCCUGAUCUUUUUUUUAUUAUUAUUAUUAUUCCUGUUUAGAAUUUCUUCAAAAACAAUCCAAAAUAACCCUAAACCUCCCCCCUCCCCCCAAAAAAAACAGUAGAACAAUCCCAGCACUUGAAAUAGGAAAUGUAGGUAAGUAUGGGCACAUUUCAUAGUGUUAACCAUUGAAAAACUCUUCAGUACCCCAAGACCCAAAGCUGAAGUGUUGCAAUUUUUGCAGGGUCAUGUUUAGAUCAGCAAAUGGUUCUGUGGAACAAGAGCUCUUCAGAAUGCUUUUGGUACCCAGCCACGCUCUCAGCUGCUGCAGUCAGUGCAGCAAUGACAGUGUAUGUUAACAGGGGAUCACAUCCCAGAUCUGUGCUACCUGAUGUCCAGUGUGGUGUCACAAAGCUUAGUAGUCUCCCAUGUGGUGUAAGCACUGCUACACUGAUUUAUUUUGCCUCUGAGCAUCCCAGCAGGGUGUGAACACUCUCAGCAGAGCGCAGUGUGAGGCUCCUGGGCCGAGUGAUUGGGUUGUCAGGUCCAUCUGGUACAGGCCUGAGUGUCCCUGGCCAGGCUCUAGCAGCAGUGAACUCGCCACCGUGUGCCUGAUCCCUCACCAGAAUCCCACAGCUUCAAGUUUGAAUUUUGAAAAAAACAAGGGAGUUGAUGGCAUGUGCUUAUGACCAGGCAUGUGCUCAAUGUGUUCCCAAAUCGAAAUGUUCAUUUAAUUCACAUCUACUUCUCAUGUAAGUAGGGAGAAAAUCUGGAUUUCUUUUCCCAGUUUUUCCCCAGGUUCCUGUAGUCUUCUUUUGGACAUUACUUGAACAUUUCUUACUCUUAAGAAAUUCUGAAAAUGAAUACCAAAGAAGAACUCUGAAAGAGUCCUACCUGCAGUAAAUAAAUUUGAAGCUUGAAGGAGCAGACCUGGAAUAAAAACUGGGUUUGAAAGUAGUAUUAAUAUCAAUUGCCUUUCAAUAAAAUGAAAUUUCCCUGUAAAUUCUUUGCCCCUUGGGAAAACAAUGAGCUUAUAAUGUGAUUUAUUAUAUUGCCAUGAAUUUAAAAUAUUCAUCUUCAAGGAGAUUGGGAAAAAGCAAAUAUUAUUAUAGAUUUUUCAGCUUUUGUGAUUUAUUUUUAUUUUAUUUCAGCAGCCUAACAGGUCAAUGAACCCAUUAUCUGUAUUGUCUGACACACAAAGUCUCCUUGUUUGUGGUCUAAAAGCUUCACUGUUAGAUUUCCUUACAGAGAACAAGAUUUUAUCUAAAUUUUAUUUUACAACUAUUCAUAGAAUAAUAUAGUUUUUUGUCUUGAUGAAAAUAUAAAGUGAUGCAAACUUUUUUGGUUUUGUACUGCAUUAUUGCUGAAUUUACAGCGAGACUGUGCUUCCUUUGUUUUGAUGUCUACUCACAUGAAAACAACUGACACCCAGUUUUUAGGUUUAGACUUGGCACUUCCAAAUCAUGGUAUCAAGCAGGAUUUCUGUGUUUUCAAUAGCAAAGUGCAAACAUGAUAUAGAAAUGAAAUAGCUACAAUAGCAGUAAAAUUACUAAUAAAGUAGGCUUGUGUUUGGGUUUUGGGUUUUGGGGUCAUUUUUAUUCCAUAGCAAUUAAGAGGAUUGUGCCAUGGGAAUUGGUAGUCUCUUGCAGGAAAUACAGAAUGUAUUAUUGAGUGGAAAGUCAUUGCAGUAGCCUAGAACUAGAAAAGCCACAGUGGAGGAGGAAACAGUCAUCCAGUGUCUGCUGCAGGGGGUAAGAGUGCUUUCAUCUUAAUAGGAAAAACCAGUAUAAUUGUUUACCUGUUGAAACUGCCAGAAAAGGUAAAUUAUCUGGAUUUAUUAAUGAACACAGUGGUAGUGUUUGGUUAAAGGGAAAGAGGCAGGAAUUCCUAAAUUUGUAAUGCCCCUGUUCCUUGGAACAAAUCUAAUUAUGUUUUGGUUCUGUAUUAUUAAAGCACUGUUUCCAGUGCUUCAGAGACAGGGUGGUCACACCUCACUGACAGCCUGCACUGACUCUUCCUUGCUUGAAAAGAUUGAGCACUUUCCUCUUUGAUCAACACUCCUGUAAACAAGGAGUGAUUUUCUAGUACCCCACGAGGCUGUUCUUGUGCAAGUUUUCCCAGAUAAAUAAUAAAAUACAACAAGACCACCUACAAUUUUAAAAAUUUUAUAUAAGAAACUAUAUAUAAUAUUUUAUAGUGAUAAUGGAGAGGAAUUACUGAUGACUGAAGUAUGUAAAUAAACCAUGGGAUAUAAUGUAUGUCAGUGGUAUGGAAAUCCUGUAUUUGUACCGUAGCUUUUAGUAAUACAUUCUCUUAACUCCAUCAGGAGACCUACAUGCAAUUUAAUUUUUUUUUUCCUAAGGGGGACCAUGGUCAGUACCAUGCCACUGUAGUGACUGGGCACUGAUGUCCCCUGGUCCUUAUUUCUUCCUUUGCAAGACCCCCUUCUGUGCUGUCCCACGCCUGCUCUGGUCUGGCUGAAAUCACUGAAUUUGACACAAUUCAGCUCCUUUAUUCAUGUUCAGUUUUACCUUACCCUCAGAAUCAAGAGUAUCAGCCUGACAUUUGGGACACUGAAUAAAUUUAAGGCCUUAAAUAAUUUAAUGCAUUUAACAUUUGUCUGCUUUGGUUUGACCUGAUGGGAAAUCUCUCCCUUGAAGAAGGAUUUAUGCAGCCUGUGCUGCAAGGCACUUUCCUGCCAUUCCUUCAGAUGUGCCACUAUCAACAUUUCCACUCUCUGAGUCAGCCACUCUCUGAGUUCUCCUGCCCAGCACUGGGAAGUACUGUGAGAUUACAGACCAGGGCCUCAGACCUCUUUUAGUGUACCAAAGACCAGAAGUCAUCUGAAAUGUCCUGAACUCUAGCAUCAGAUGUGACUUUCUGCUUCUUACUACUAAAAUGUCUCCAAAAGUUAAGGUCUCUAAUAUGCAUCACAUUAAAUUAUGUAACAUAAAUAAUGCCAAAGGUCAUAAAAUUAAGAGUUACAUGACAAAUACUAUUUUUAAAUGUACGUCUUGCUUUGAAGGAAUAUGGAACAAGAGCUCCCUGUUGUGUAAAUAUUUGGAAACAAAAAAAAUUACAAUAGUAGAGGAAUAUAAAAGAACACUACUAGUAAUUCAUACUCUAAACUAAAAACUAGUCCCUUGCCUUCUCUGAAAUAAACAGUAGUAGUUGAAGGUUAUCCAGAUGCACCAGGGACAUGAAGACUCAGUGAGGCUGGUUUAUAAGUCAUAUGUCUAAGACCUUUUCUCUGGAAAUCCAGGCUUGGAGUUUCCCUUGUUUACAUUAAGAUGAUUCUUUCAUAACAUGAAAUUUACUCCUAUACGUUGCACACCUCAGCAUAGGCAGGACAGAAACACAUUUCAGGAUUCCUUUGGCUUUCUGACUCAAGUUAAACUCACUUGCUUUAGAUUAUCUCUGAUCUCUCCCAGGAAAGGAUAAAUUAAUAUCCAAAAAGACAAGAAGAGAGACUUGAAUGCUUCGUGACUCUUUUUUUUCAAAAAUCAACUGAUUGCUAUUAAGAUUAGAGCCAUCUGCUGAACUUCAGUGUUCUAGAAACAGCUGAGACUUUCACUGCUCUUGAUGGGGCAAACAGCAGGUGGUAGAAGCAUCACCACCCUCACCACCCCAGCAAGACACACAGGGAAUGACUGGAGAAUAGGGUAGGGAGCUUCUCCUGACUGUGGCACAGCUUUUUCCAUGAGGAGGGAUGGAUUCUGUGUCGGGCCAGGUCACAUCAUCUGAGAAACUUGCCUUUUGUUUCUUUCUCAGAUCUCUCUCAUUUCAGUGAAAUUGUGGUCAUCAGCACUAGUUUGUUUUUUAAGUUAGGGAUUUCCAAAUUCUGCAGUCCUUUGAAGUGUUUAAUUUAGGAAGCAGAGUCUUCCGAAGAAAAAAGAAAAAUUUCUUCUGCGAUUUUUUUAAACCAUUGAAAUACAUGUAUUACUUUAAGUAUUUUUGUAAAAAUUAGGUGUUGCAAAUCUAAAUUACAAAUAUUUAGAUUUAAAUCAUGAUAAAAGGAGAUGGGUAAGACCUGUGUUUUAUGUUUCUCUCCUGAUCUAGUUGAAGAUGUCCCUGCUUGUUGCAGGGGUGUUGAACUAGAUGAUGUUCCAACCUGAACUAUGCUAACCAUAUAUGUUCAAGUUAGUUCUUUCAAACUGUCCUUAAAAAGUUGUAUACAUCCAUGAUAACUUUGGGUUAGAAAGGUAAAUAAGAUACUUGGACUACAUAAAACUUCAGGUCAGACUCUAGUGUUGCACAAGUGGCAGCUGUUUCACGGCAAGCACGGUUAAUGUGAAGGCUCCCAAAGGAGGAUAUUUAUGGUGCCUCAGCAGUUGAGCUGCCUGAAAUAAACCCCAGGUCUCUGCCUGUGCAGUGCUAACCUCUGCUCCUUUCCAGAGGUGACCCACAGGGUGUCUGAGCUCCUCCACCAGUGACUCUGCCAAAAGGCAGGUGUCAGCACUGACUUCUGUGAAGGCUCCUCUCAUUAAAUCAAAAUUAAAUAAUAUGAGCUAAAAAUUGAUGGGAUGGAUUCUCCCAGGUAUUGCCAGGUUAUAUGGAGUGCCAGCAGCAGUGCUAAUUUACAGUUUCUGAGGCUGUGGCCCAUGGUUUGACCUAAUUCAUUAGUUCCCACCACCUGAGCCGGGGCAAUUUAAGCAGAAAUGUCUCUGCCCAUCAGGGUAACUUCAGAACAUCAUUAAAGCGGUUUGAUUCCAAAUAGCCUCUUUUUUUUUUUUUUUUUUUUAACUUCAUUGUAUAUUCUCCUUGAUUAUUGCAGAGGUGAAGUUGCUUCCAAAGUCUUAAAGUUGUCAUCACGGAUCUGUCUACCAGAGUCGUGGUCACUCAGCUCCAGUGCUGACAGUGGUGUCCAGUCCUCCAACUCUAAAGAUCAGAGCUGGCUCUUGCAGUCCAAAAUCAUGUAUGUAUCAUAGAAUAGCUUGGUUUGGAAGAGACCUUAAAGAUAUCUAAUUCCACCCCCACUACCAUGGGCAGGGUCAUUUUACAACAGAUCAGGUUACUCCAACCCCAUCCAACCUGGACUUGAAAACUUCCAGGGAUGGGGCAGCCUCAGCCUCCUGGGCAGCCUGUUCCAGUACCUCCCCACCCUCACAGGGAAGAAAGAGUACAAGCAAAGCUCUCCAUGCUUGUUCUGCAGCAAUUGUAUGCAUUCAGAUCUUAGCAUGAUCAAGCUGAUUGUUCACAUUAUCAAUUUGAUUUAACAAAGUUAUCUCCUAUAUGUAAUUUCCAUGCUGCUUCUCUGGAUGUUAUAUAGAGAAGCAUGGAGACAAAUUCAGCUUGUCUGCAUUUUUACCUCAGUUUACAAUGGUAUGAUUUUUUCCAAAGCUGUUUAAGAGACCAACCCUAAAAUUCUGACCUGCCUUGGGGGAGCAGGGUUAUUCUGAAGAGGUUUUGUCCAUGUGCUUUCUUAUCUAACCUUUCUUCCCAAGAAACCUUCUUUCUUCCAACAGCCCAUCUUCCCAAAAACACCUAAAACAUUAAGCAAAGCUAAGGCAAGAGAUAUACUCUGUAUUCUCUGUAGAAGGGACAGGGGCAUAAGGGCUAAUUACCAAAAACCUUUUCAGCCGAUUCCAUUAGUAUUUACACAGACAGGUGAUGCUAAAAUGACUGUGUAGUUUGGUCACACUUAUUUGUGGACUGUAGUGUAUAUAAACUGUUUGUCUGUGGUUUGUAAUAUCUUAGAUGGACUACCAGAGUGACCAGGACAGCAUUUGCCACUCUCUUUAACUUCCAUCUUGGUUUCAUUUGCUUGAUGGAUGUUUCUGUGACACCCCCUUGCCAGAGAUGUGGGUGUUCACCAAGUCCCACAUCACCUUCUGGCAAACAAGGCAAACCAGCCCUUCCUGAAGCCUUGCAGGCAGUGGUCUGGGUGGUGAGGAAGCAUCCCACAAGCUCAGACCCUUCUUCAGGCAGGGAAAAGGGUUUACAGUAGGGGAGGCCUCCAAUGCUAAAAGUGAAAAAUUCUCCCAAGGUUUUGGGCAACUUGAAAAACACACUGGAAAUCACAGUACCUUUAAAAUAAGGCUCCUGUCUAGCCUCCUACAGAUUGGCAACAAAGUUGUGAUUUUCAUUUCAAUUUCUCUGGUAAGUAGUGGAGUAGCUUUGCAUUUCUAUUAAUUCAAAGCUGUCUCUAGAUGGCUUCAGAGAGCAAAGAGAACUCAUCACUGUGGGAACGGCUGUGCUCUAGGAAGGUAUUGUAGCCCAUGGGCAACUUUCCAUCUUUGUGGGUAGGAUCUGGGCACCAGCACAUUGCCUGUCUUCAUUAAUUAGCUGAGAGAAGACCAGGCAGAGCCAUGUGCUCCUUGCUCACUGGCUGCUGCUGAGGCCUGGAGCAAAUCCCUGUAUUAAAAGCACUUAAAAACGGAACAGAGGUGAUGGAAACGUGGUUUGUUCACUGUGAAUAUCCAGCUGGGAUAGUUGGAAUAACUGCAAGGGAAGAGUUGCCUUUGCAAAUCGUGUGCCUGAUUUACUGGUUAAAUAGUUUUUCAGUCCUCCCUAUUUAGUCAACCAGGACAUUAAGAUGUCCAGAAAUAAAGUGGAAUGAUUGGUUCCCAGUACUAAUCCUAAUGGCCACAAAUCCAGUAUUUCAGAUUUUUUGCUCAGCACUUAACAAGUAGAAUCAAUCAGGCUUCAUUUAAAUAAAUGAACUCCUAUUGCAGAGUUAUACCUGAUUUCAUGCUUUCCUUUAUUGGUCACUAGAUCUUUUCUAUAUCACAUAAAAUUAUGUUUACAUUAAAACUGAUCUGUAGAUAUGCCUGAAACAGCACCUAAUGUGAACAUGAAGUCAGUGUUCUCAAUGCAUAGGGUAAGUCUUGUGAAACCUUUUUUGCAGCCGAAAGUCUUGAACCAUUCACUGAAAUAAGACAACUAUUUGAUUUCAACAAAAUGGAUUUUUUUGUCAAUAAAAUCAUGGAUAAAUACUUGAGUUGGAUUUCGGGCUUCUGAGUAUAUAUAUAUAUAUGUAAAGCUACAUACACAAAUUUUCUUUUAGAUCACAGAAAUGAAUGCUCCAACUUAAAGUUUAUUCAUCAAAAUAGCUGGAGAAAAUAUCCACUUAAUCACAUAGUCUAAACACAUUGAAGUAGGGGGGAAAAAAGGUGUUCAUUUUCACCUGUGUUUAUUUUUUCACCAGUAAAAACAAAUAAAAAGAGAAGAAAAAUAAUCAUAGUGCCUAUGACAAAGAUUGUGUUUCAAGGAGUGUGCAAAGUGUACCACGAUUACUUUAACUGCAAAUGGAGCUGCUUUUAGACUGAGUGUGGUUGAAAGGAAAUAUCCUUAGAAAAACUGUCACGCAGAAUCCCAGGAAAUGUUUUGGUUCAAUAUGUUUGGCCUCCAUUUUUGUGGAGCUGUACAUUCCUGUCCAUGGUUCUAAAGGAUAAAAAAAGAACUUAUUUCAGAAUCAAUCUGUAUUUUGACUCGUUUUUAUACUCCCCACACCCAGGCUGGUUUACCUUUUGUGUAAGUGAAGCUGAACAGUGUAAUUUUUCUAUUUAGUGCCACGAAUUAGUUUUAUGGCAUUCCUGAAUUCAGUCCUUUUCCCCUGCUCAAGUGGUGUGUUCCUGCUGUCUCCAGCCAUCUCUCACUCAAAGCAGAGGUUUUAUUUGUCCUCAAAGCCACAGAGAGGGUUGAGACCAAUCCUUCUGAAGACACCAGCUCACUUCAUUCAGCCUUGCUGGUAGGAGGAUCAGCAGGGCUUGGAGUUGGAGACAACAAGGCACAGGGAUCUCUGGCGUCUCAACACACAGAGAGGCACCUGCCUGGGAAGUCCAAGCCUUCUGCUGCUGAAGUCAGUUCUUCCAGUCUUGCCUGCAGCCCUCUCAGCUUUGGGCUAAAUGAACCAGGUAGAAAGGCUGAACUAUCCAAAAUAACACAUUCGCCAGGAGGAUCAACUGAGAAGAGAGGCAGAGAUGGCAACAUCUUUCAUUCUGAAGCACCACCAAAAAAAAAGCACAAGUUCUUUGCAAAAUAGCUUCUUACCUGAACACAGUGAAGGUGUCACAGCAGCAGCCAUGGGGAUGGGGCAGAAUUUCAGUGUCACACACCCACGACUAGCCAGGGGUUGCCACAGCGGAUGCGGUGCCCACCCCUCCUCACAGCCUCACAUGCUAAUUUGCAGGGAUGCUCUUCCCUUCCCCUUGUGCUCAGGGUCAUGUUUUCAAGCACAGCCCCAGAAGUUUGUGCUAAACCACUCCAUGGGGAGCUUAUUCAUCAUCCAAACUCCAAGCAGGCUUUCUGCUCGAGUGCUUCCUAAAUGCCUCUCUGGUAAUGCCAGGGAGCCCUCAGCAAUGUCCCGAGUCUCUGCAGGACCCUGACACCAUCAGCUCUGCCCACGGUGUGCUGAGCACCCUGAACCCAGCCAAGGGAAAGAGGGUGCAGGGCUGUGGGUGCUCCCCAGCUCCACUCCAGCUCAGUCCAGCUCCCCCAUCACUCCUGCAUGCUGUCCUGCAGAUCCCCAUGUUCCUGCUACACUUGGGCUUCUUCUGUUGACUUUUAUUUCUCUCUGUGGUCCAGAAUAGCUCUCUGGAUCUGGCACUUGGCUUCUGCUUAUGCCUGACUUUUGCUUGCAAUCUGCCUUGCUUGAGCAGUGUUGGUCCAAGUGCUUUUGAGCAUGCUGAUGUUACAAAAUAGCAAAAAAAGAGUUUUACUUUCAAAGCUGCUCUUUCAGGCACCUCAUACUCUUGGGGCACAGGCACUUGGAUGAGUUUGAUGCUGAAGUCCCCUGGGCUAAGAAGAAGGUUUUCCCUUUUCCUUGGGGCAGAUUUGGGUGGUUGUAUAAUGCUGCCCCAGAUAAGGCUCUCACCCACGGGCAGCCCACACCUGUGUUGGUUGGGUGGAGCUGUUUGCGUGGUUUGCAGUCGCAGUGUAACCACUGAGGACACGCUUUGUCUCCCCACCUCUCAGGUUUCUUCUCCUGGUGUGCCUGCACCAGAAGGUUCCUGUCUUGCUGGGAGGAGGCAGCUCUGGAGGUAUGGUUUUAGUAGGAGGCUUUUUUUGGGAGGCAUUUGGGUUGGUUUGUUUGUUUUUCUCCCUUUGCUUUGUGCUGAAUAUUUCCUGUAGUAGGUAUUUUAUUUUUUCUAUGGCAUAGUAACUUAGUUUAUUAGUCUGAGCAGGGAUUAAGGUAUUUACUCCAUUUAGAGCUAUGGUUGAUUGUUUUGAAAAUGUAUAUGCUUGGUAAGAGAAAAUCUCCUUAGAUUUCCCCCAAACACAUGGGUAAGACUUUUGUUUGCUCCUUUCCAGAAUGCAAAAAUCUGAAGCUUAUUUAGAGCAUGGUUUAUGCCAUGAUAGGCACUACAUGCUAUCCAACCAUCCCAUAAAACAUCCUGUGUGCAGAGGAGCACUGUGAGUUUUCAAGGGUGCAACUUCAGAUAUAACAAAUAGGAAUGAGGAGAGAAGCUCAUAAAAUUCCUGUUAAGAGUCAUGUUUGAUACUUACUUAAAAUUUCAUGUUCUUAUGGUAUGUCCUUUGCCAAAGACUCAUUAAUUAUGAGUGCUUUCUGAAGCAAGGCUGCAGCAGGUAUCAUACAGCAUCAGGAAUGCCUUGUGAUGAUCUGUAUCCUAAUACCUGCAACCACUUUGCUUAGGCAGUCUUCUGCACAGCAAGAACUUUCCUCAAAUCACUUAAAUAUUUUUAAUUCACACCCUUCACAGAUCCAAAGCAAGCUGUUAAAGAUGCCUACAGGUAGCUCUCAAGCUACAGUAAGAGUUAUGUUUACUGCUAAUGGGAGGCUCUGCAGUCACCUACUAACAAAAUGCUUGUAGGUACUAUGUGAAAUAAGAAUAAGCCUUACUGUAAGUAUUUUUCUGCCAGGACUUGCACAAGCAGGUCACAGUGAAGUGCUUGCUUACUUGCAAAAUGCCUCUGUUCCAGUACAGCUUGAAGCAAAGAUGAUGGUGAAAUUAAUUUGUUUCAGGUGUAGCACUGCUCCCCCUCCCAAAAAGUGUUUGCUACCAAUUUAUUAGUACUUAAAAUAGCGCAGUUAUGUCUAUAGGUUAUGGAUGUUUUUUAACCUUAAGUCAAAAGCUUGUUUCUCUUCGCUUUUUCUCCUUCAGUACAGUGAGAGAUGAAAUUAGAGGUGGGCAGGCAGCAAAAGAACAACCACUGAACCCCUGGUUUUACCCUCUUCUGGCAAGUUUGUCAUUGUAUUUUUAAUUUGUUAUUUAUAAGCAUUGUUACAAUAAGAUUGACUGAGAUUUAAAGAUGCCAAGAAGAGGCUGGCAUUUUGGGAGGCUCUGGCAGUGGGCAGCAGAGGAAUUGAAGGAAGGCAAGGCUUGGGGAAAGGGUGGGUCUCCCUUAAGAUGAAGAUGUAUUUUGGGAUAUCUGUGUGCCAAGGACUUGGAGGACAAAAUCUGUGAAUGUGCUCCAUAUUCAGAUAAGCCAGAUGGAUACUUCCAGGUCAGUAAAGGCAAGCUGGUUGCAGAACUAGGUGGGAGAAUCUACUCUGAGAAUAAGACUUCUUGAUAAUUAUCUACCAGAAAAAAAGGUGGCUCCAAAUAUAAAUUUCUAUUCAGCAUAAUCACCUGAGAGCAAAAUCCAAGAGGGAUUAUUUGCAGGUGGGCUGUGAUUAGUGGUGCCUGGGUGUUCUUGACCCACAGCUGUAUCUCCAAAGUCUUCAGACUUCCAGGUGGCUUGGGCUAGGAGUGAUGGAUUAAAUAGAUUGACUAAUCCAAUGGAAAGAUGAUGUUUUCCAGCAGUGCUGAUUUAUUUUUAAGGAAUCAAAGAAGACAGAGGAGAGAAAAAAAAAAGCUGUUCACUUUGAGAGAUCUGGUUAGUUAUUUUACUUGCUUUUUCUCCUGAAGUCAGGUCAGAGAAGACAACAGGGAUUGAAUUUUAGGAACUAACUUAGGGAAAGCAAACUUUUAAAACUAUUUCCUGUAGCCUGGGAUGGUGCUGAUUCUCCCCUCAGACUGGUUACUGCAGGCAUACACGUGCCUGCUGUGCUGCACUCUGCAUCUCUCACUUGUAACAGUCUCUUCCCAUUACUUCUCCUAUUUCAGAGCAUGUUCCAGUGCAGUGGACCUGGGCUGCUGGGAGUGGAGAAAAUAUGGCUUCUCCCCAGCAGAUAAUAGAGAUCCCUCCAGCUGCAGUAUGUUCCCUGCUUUCUCUUUGGUGUCCCACAUGAAGUUGCCAGUUGUCCUUCUCGGGGGUUCUCCUAUGCUGUCUCGUGCUCCAGUUCUUUUUCCAUAUCAUGCUUGACAGGUUGCUGCUGUUUUUCUAAAGAUAGAGCUGCUAUUCUAGGUUGUGAUUUAUACCAGGAAUAACAGCUGUGACAGCUAUUCAGGAGUUUCUCUCUUUAAAAUAGAAAGAUAGUUGUGGGUUUGGCCAAGUCUUCAGGAAAUCUGGUGCUUUUUGAUUGCUUAACAGUCUGCAUUUUACCAUUGCCUGUAACAGCUUCUUGGCCCAGACUCUGUAGGGUAUGCCUUUCUCUGCAGGAUUUCUUAGUUUGAAUUGAAGAGCAUUUAUAAAUUCAUUGGUGAUAAUUUUUACUGUAAAUGUAGACUGGCAAGGUAUAGAUACAUAACUUCUGAUUUCACAUCAAAUGAACUUUUUAUUCCUGUCUAGUUAAUUAAGCCAAUGUAGUUUAAAUUCUCUGGCAUAGAGCUUUUUCUCUCCAUGAAUUAAAUGGAUUAACCUUUCUUAGAAAGCUAUCACUAAUUAUAUUACUGUACUGGGCUAUUAACUCCUUUCCUCAAUAAGGUACUAUUUUUAUAUGGCCAUGGUGACCUGAAGUAAUUACAACCCAAGUUUUACUUGAAACCUUUCCAUUUAGUGCUCUUCUGAUGAAAUGCACUGCUUCUACUAAUGUCUUACAAAUAUUGUGAAGGAAUAACAGUGCACAGAGAGAAUUUCAGUCAGUGCUAUCAGAGCAAUAGCUGUGGAUACCCUAAGAUAAGAGUAUUCCUUUUCUCCCUUAGGUUAUCACUGAGGUAAUAACAUGCAUGUUUGAGAAGAGGAAGCAAGUGUUCCCUGUUAGCAUCUCUUAGAUUUCUUUUGUAUGCUAGAAAUAAUUUAUUUUAUCUAGUUGAAGAUGAUGGAAAAAUCAGAUUUUGAUUUACUGUAUGUUUGAUGUCUGAGACUGCCAGGAGUCCAAAAUUCACAAUGCCAAAGGCUGAAUUUCUCUUUCUUGUGUUUAGAAGUGUAAAAUGUUGGGCUGCUGCUGCCUGCAAGAAGAGGUGUUAGCUGAAUACUUGCUGAUUGUCUAACACCUGAUAUCUUAGGUGAGCAAAGCCUCCUUCAAUCCAUUCAUGUGAAAUUAAAUGGGGAGAACUCAAAGGGGUUUGUCACCAGAGAGGAGAACUUGUCACCUGAGUUUCAUGAAAGAUGCAUCAUGAAGCCAAGCAGGAGUGGAUUUCAUGAUUUAUGGAUUAAAUAUCACUUUAAUCAAGAAGACAUUUUAAGUAGCCAGCUUAAUCAUUGUCAUCAACUUCAUCAGGGUGAUUGAAACCAUCAUUACUUUAGCAACUGAUUAGCAAGAGCUGGAUGUGGUCUUUCUACUAAUGCUGGAGCUGCUCAUUAGAAAGGUGUCAGAGGUCCCUGACACUAUCUCUGCAUGAUCUGCCCUGGUGCUUUUGCUGUAUUUUGCUGGAGAGUAUGUGGUUUUUUCCUUAGAUUAAACUUUCUGUGUAAUUCAAAAAAAUUACUAUUUCGUAUUACAAGCACAUAAGUAUUUGCAUAAAACUAGUUGAUAAAAGCAGAGAGUGCAGAAGCCUGAUCGUUGAUGAUUUGUUUAUCCAUGAUUACAAAACCUAAGGAACAAUUUAAACACAGUUUUUAAAAUAAAAUCUAAAAGAAAAGGUUGGAGUCUUCUGAAGGAAAAAAAAAAUUGCAUCUAAACAAUGCAAAAUCCCAAAGCAAUGCCUGGUGGAGUGGACAGGUGGUUGAUAUGUGCUCUGAGAGAAAAGCAAUAUUGGGCAAGAUUACUAAAAUGAGAGUCAGUUUGGAAGUUAAUGUGUAGGCUUCUCUGUCUGGAAUAAGAAGAUAAUAAGAAACAUGAUUCAUGUGUAGUGUACCCCUGGGGUAUUUGGGGCAGGUAAAGAGGGGAAAAAAAAAGGAUUUUUCUGUAAGUACUCUAGAAUAGGCCAUUUAAGAUACAAGCAGCAGUGAAGCCUGGAGAAGGCUUCAGGAGCCUAAAAAUGAGUCUGAAAAGCAACAAAAAUAACCAUAAACUAUAUAGGAAGUUACCUGUAGAGGUGAUGAACCCAGCCAGCCAGAGACCUUGGGUAGGGGGUUGCUUUCUGUCAAACUGAAGAUAAAUUAUGCCUGGUUAGGAAAGCAGCCCUCUUGCUCUAGUUUUCAGAUUUUUUUUUUUCCUUUUUCCCAAAAAAAGUCAUAUUUUUAACUUCACAAUGCUAGCAAAGAAUUCAGAACUUGAUCAAAGACACAGGUACUAGCAGUUUUAUCAGUAAUCUUGAAGGAAUUUAUAUCUAAUUAGUCAAAUAAUCCAGGUUUUGCCCUGGAUUCUCAAUGGGGGUUAUUAUAGAAAAACCUAAAUAAACAUUUUCCUAAAAUACUUCCCUGAACAUGGGGGGAAAUUGAGCAGCUCUCAGCUGAAUAUGAGUGAGACUUGAAGAUUUGUAAUGCAAGCAUGGUGAUUUUUGACAAAGACCUCAUCUGUAUUCAGAUGGAGAAUGGGGAAAGGCAGCUGAGGAUGUUUUUUGUCGUUUUGCAAUAACCACCAUGGGAAAGGCAAUCAUUCCCAGCCCCAGCAGUCCCAAAGAAGCAGCAACCACAAGUAACAAGGAGGGCCCUCAGCAAUACACAAAACAGUGUGGAGGGACACAGAAUUUCACUUUAGUUUCGGAAUGCAUGGAAAAACAUUACUUUGAAACUAAAGCCUUUUAUUUAUCUUUAUGUCUCACAAACUGAGCUUAAUGAUAGGCAGGACUGAAAGGAAAGUGAUUCAGAAAGGAGAGUUUAAUGAAAGUGGGAAAAGCAAAGAUAAAGGGGUUAGAAGGGUUCUUGAACAGGAGGACAAGAAAUGGCUCCCCUACCUUAUUUCUCAUAUUGAAAUUCAUGUUCUUGUCAUCUUGAAAGAUGUGGGAGACCACCUGAGACCAAGAUAUGUGCUGAUUUAACAGCCAUAAUCCCUUCCCUUUGCAAGGCAGGAGCACUUGUGUCAAUCCUGAUCAGCUUUUUGUGAAAGGCAUUUCCCCAGCUGUGAUGGCAUCUUUCCAGGACCAAAUCUUCCAGGGCUUUUCUGGCUCUUUGGUGCCAUAUGUACUGGUUGCUGAGGUCUUGAAUACUUGUUUUCAUUAUUAGAGGGAUAUUUCCCAGAGUAUUGUGUUCUUCAGAUUCACACAAGUGGCUUGCCAGCUGUUAAGAUACUUUGUUGUAUAGAGAAGAGCUCCUCCAAGUCAAAGCAGUAUUCUCUGCCAUCACAGGGUACGUGGAGUUGAUAUUUGAAGCCUGAAGUUAGCAGAGGGGAUUUCAUCAGGCUUCCUGCACUAGUACAGCUCUGUCUCUUUGGUGCACAGGGAGUUGUGCUGUCUCCCCACCUCUCUGCCCUUCUGAGUGAGCAGGGCUGGUGAAGGCAGCGUGGCAGCAAUGCUGCCAGCACCCUCUGAGGCUGUGCAGUGUCCCUGUGCACCUGGCUCCUCUCCUGGCCCUGCUGUCACAGCAGAUGUUGCAGCAGUGCUCCCUUGGAAUCAGGCUUCUUAUGCUUCCAUGAGUAGAAGAGACUGAAUCAAGUUUCCAUUUUAUUCUUCGGGCCGACAUGCUUUAGCAUCAAAGGAGUGUUCCUGCUGUGGCUGCUGUUUCAAAGCACACACUGGAAUUUCAUUUCUAUUACUCCUCAUUACUGAUAGCCUGUCUCUCUUGCUCACUUUUGUUUCAGACCCUGCAGAUGGGCUUUGAGAGAGGCCCCUCCUCCCACUGGGGUGUUGCUAUCCAUGUUGCUUAGAAGGAGCAUUUGGUACCAUUAACAGGCUUUUUAUGGUGGCACCAUUGUUUUAAGAGUGUGUUUUGGAGUGCCUGUGUACUUGGCAAUCGCUGAAGCAGCAGCACCUGUGACUUUCUGGAGAGAGGAGAGACGAGCUGCAGAGGAUGGGCUGCAUGGGGAUGGCAGCCAGUCUUGGCAAAGCCUGGUGGUGGGGCUGGGGCUGCCUCUGUGCCCUGAAAUGAGCAGUCCAGGCUUCUGCUGCCAUGCAGGAGGACAAUCAAACCUUCUAAAUGUAGCAAAUAACUGCAGCAGCAGACUGCAGGAGUGCCCAAAGCAACCGUGAAGCACAUCUGAUGGGUCCUGGUGCCUUGUCAGCAGUAAAUAAUCUUUGUGUGCCUUGACGGCAGCUCCUAGCUCUGGUGAUGAGGGUUCUGCCACCAGCCACGCUGGCCUCUGCUUAGCCAGAAGCUGGACUCGGGGGUUGCCCUGGACCUUGUGCAUGGGAGCCAGUGUCUGCUGAAAGAGUGAUGUGGAGGGAGUUUCCCAGAGAGCAAGGUAGCUCCUAAUCCCGUUUCAAUUAUUUCUGUGGCAGUGCAGUCACCAGCUGUGGGCAGGAUUGAGAAGGAUAAGUACAGGGCAGGUCAGCCAGAUUUCUGAGGUAUUGCAAACAGCUUUUUGAGCAAAGGGAGAGUGUGAUUAUGCUGUUGUGUCUGUACCUGAAGAAAGAACUAACUUGUUGCUGUAAAGAAAAUUGCUGGAUUUCUCUGCUUCUGCCUUAUUUCUAUUUUCCUAACAUGCUUCCUUCUAGAUUUCUUUAUUACUACUAUCUGGUUUAGGUGAUCUAAUUUUGUGGUCAAAAUGAGCAGAUGGAGAGGGACAUGCUAUUCCCUAGCAUGUUCUAAAUGACAUCAGCCCAGUGAGUUUAAGCACUGGUACAAAAAGCUGAGCGAGAAUCACAAACAAUUGUUGUAUCAGACAUAAAUCAGGUGUCUCAACCUGAUAACAGACCAGGCAUAUACUAACCUCUCACCAACAUGGCAGAAUUUCAGAAAGUUCAUGUGUGUGCUCUCUAGUUAACCUGCUUAAAGAAUAAUGAGUAUUUACUUCUACAGAUCACUGUGGAAAGAGAUGCUGCAUUUUUAACCAGGGUGUUUUGUACAUGUUAAAAUCACUGAAACCUUUGAAAACAAAUCUGCUGUUGACUGUAAUAAAAAUUGUGUGUGUGUGUGAAAUAGGAGUCCCAAAGAUGUAUAAACAUCAUCCUGCCAAGGCAAAGUUUAGUGAAGGACUGCCAAGAUGCUGAGAAAUGAUCUGGUUUUGUCACUUUUACCAUCACUCAUAUUAAGUACUUACAUCUUGAAAGUAUAAACACCUGUUAAGUCAUCCUUUUUUCUAAGGUUAAGGAAAGAAGUCUGUGCUGCAGUUUCAGGAAAUAGGGCUGAGAAGGGACCAUAGGAAGCCAAAGUAAAAUCAGGACUUUGGAUGGGUGCUCAUCAAACUUCUCUUCAAAGCUUGUGUAAUUUCACUGGACAACCCCUUCUACUCCCUUCAUAUUCUAACUCUUUAAUGCUUUUGCUGCAAGACUUAAUUUGGUUUCUUCUCCUUUGAUAGGCAGAGAGGUUUUCCAUUUUCCACUUUGUCUGUAGCUCUGUGAGUAUUUGAGGACUGUUACAAAUGUCUCUUCCCCAGGUGUGUUGUUCUGGAGCCACCUUGCCCUCGCCGCUCCCUUCCACCAAGGAAUACUUCAGCCAGUGUCUCCCCCAGUUACAACAAUGAAAACUUGAUAAUUACCAAGUACUGUUUUACCAUUCAGCCUUCAUUUUGCAGUGAUUUCAUUUAGCCCAUGUUUUCUGUGUUUUAUAAGAGUAACAAAAAUCUUUAUUAUAAUCAAUGUAUGUACUCUGCUGGGGCUUUCCUGCCUUCAAGGCCUCUUCUCCUGUUUGGGGUGGAAAUUGGACUGCUACAAGUUAGUAUUUGACAAACUCAUGUUUAUUGUUAGUACUUGCAGACACUUGUAAAACUUAACCCAAAUUAAUUGAGUUUGAGAGCAGAAAUACCUUGAUUUCAUUCUGUGUUCCCACAAAUAGUUUCUUUCUUCUUGUAUCUUCUAAGAAAAGAGCCCAGUCUGGUUAGCCCAGACCUCUUCCUUCUGCCCACCCUCACUUAUUUCUCAGGGGCAUUUUCAGUGAUCCCAGCCCACGUGUGAGCUCCUAAAGGUGAUGUGUAACUGCUUGAAGAGAAACUGGCUGGAGCAAUGUCUUCAAAGCUCAAGGGAAGCAUUUGCAAAGGCAGGGAUACAGAAGCCAGCGUGCCCCUACACAAGUUUUGAGGCUCCUGAAGGUAGAGACUCAAGCAGAAAUCUGUGUCAGAUCAAAUGGAAGCUGCUUGCCUUGCAAAAGAUCCCCCCAGAAUGAGAAAAUAAAACAUAUAUCUCUAUUUUAUUUACAGAGCAGAGGAAAUAAAGCAGUUCUCUUGCAUCCUGGCAGGUGUGAGGGGUCUGUUUCGGGUCAGCACUGGCAGUGCUCCCUCCCCCUGCCCAGGCAGACACUUUUGCUGCCCAGUGUUCCCCAGACUUUGAAGUUUGUGUGCUCUGGUACAACCACACACAAACUCCAGGCAGUGCUGUGAGCAACACACCACUUGGGUUUUGAACAAGAUAAUUUAAAGUAUGGGGUUUGUGGACUUCAAAGAACAGAUGCACUAAACCACAAUGAUACUACCAGGUGUAUUUUAAAAGUGUAUUUCCAUGGACACCCAACAAAAAUUAUCCCAAAUUAAUGUUCUUGGAAUUAAUAUUUUGAAUGUCCUCUGUGGGAGUUCCAGUUAGGAAAAAAAAGUAGUUUUAAUUACUUUUUAAUGUGGCUACUGCUCUUCAGCAGUUCAGGGUGAUUGAUUUAUCAGACAUUUUAAAGGUUUAAAUGCAAUUAUAGGCUGAACAGAAGCCUGAGUAACCUCUUCUGUAGAUUUUCAUAAUUACAAUAUGGCAAAAUGAAGGUCCAAGAAAUAAAUUUUUGUGUCUUGGGAUAUCUAACAUGUAGCACACUUUAAAAAAAAUAUAUAGGAAAUGUGGUAUUAAGGGUUUUUUUCACUACAGUAGCUUUAGGAAAAACUGAGAAUAACAAUAAAAAAGACUCAGCUUCUGUGUUUUCUAAGCAUUCUCAUGGCUCACCAGUGAUGUUGCACGCUGGAGAUAUUACUAUGUGGAUGCUAGAUAUGGAGAUGGCAAGCUGGGGAGGAACAAGUGUUCCUAUCAGGAUCAUAGCUGGAACGGAUAUGAAUGAUUGCCUCUUCUGCUUCUGUCAGUAGGACAUCACCGAGUCACACUGCUGAAGAAUAAUCUUACCUUUCCAGUUAGUAAUCAAAGAAAAGCUUGAAUGCGUCUGAAAACCAGGAUGGACUUUAGGUUACUUGUCUGAAUUAUUUUCCACUCAAAGUUUAUCUUUCAGUAGUUAACAGAAAAUUUUCUGUGGUGCUAAUGAAUUGUUCAAUCAGACUUUUACCACUCCCCACACAGAAAAUAGAGCUCCUGCAGGCAGGGAAUAGAGCCUCAAAGACUCGACUGAAAUUUUCAAAGCAUGUGCGUAUUGAAGCUCCAGGGAUGGGGUUUUGGUCAGAUGUGCUUUUAGCACCCUGUUAGUCCACACUGGGUUUGUAUAUAUACUCACUGAUUCCCUCUAAGUAUUUUGAGUGGCCAAAGCCCAAUAAAAAUGUUACUUUCCCCAAGAAGUGAUAGAAAACUUAGUUGUGGUUUUUUUUAAUAGGACUGUAAGGAGACUGUAAGUGAAAUACUGCAGCUCAGGAAUGUGGACAGGUUACAUCUCAGGGUGCAGAGAAAGACUGAUGGUAUUGCUGAAACUCCUGGAGAUCCACAGCUUCAGUUUUCACAACAUAAGUUUCUCUUUCCCCCACCACUCCUCUUGGGAAGCUCUCCAGCCACAGGAUUGCACUUAGUGCCUGCUGGGAAAAAUUGCACGAGUGAAUUUUGGAGAGCAGGGAAAGCAAAAUCAGGGAAUGGAGGGGAGGAACAGGAGAAAAAAGUAAAGAACGUGCACAGAAAAGUUAAAACAGUAAAAUUUGCCUCUAUAUGUUUCAAUAGUUGGAUUAUUUCAGCAGUUUGGCAGUUGAGUUGUUUUUCUACCGAAAGUGGUAGUGAAGAGUGGUAUUAAAAGUGGGGGCAAUGCUUUAAUUUGCUCUUAAUUAAAUCUUACUGCAUUCUAUUUCACUUUAAAAUUUUCCUGGUUUUGGGUGAUUGCAAUUCAUACUUACAAUUCAUGCUUAAAUUGCUGUUCAUGCAUGUACUUUCUAUGGUUGCUAACAAAAAUUUAACUCUGAUUUGAUAGCACUACUUUUAAGAAAGGCUCAGGAAAAGUGUGUGGUAUGUUUGCAUUUGAUUGAUUAUAUACAAGUAGGGGAAAGCAUUAAUUUUAAAAGGGGAAAAAACCCAUUUGAGGUCACAUUUUGACAACCAGUGUUGCCAUUUAAACACUACGGUGACAAAAAUUUCUGUUACUGAAAUUCAUGGGUAAACUGUGGUCAAAAAAGGAAGAUGAGAAUUGAGGGGUUCUCCCUUCAUAAUGGCACCUGUGGCAGGCUAUGGUUUUGGUGGAGCAACAGCUGAUUUUUGUGUCCCAGGGACCACAGAAACACUUCUCUCCUUCAUGGCCAAACACAGCCAGCCUUAGUGGCUUCCAAAUAGGUGAAUCAGCAUCAGAGAGCAGGAGGCCAACAUAACCUCAUCCAUUGACUCAGAUACCAGUGAUGCACACACCCUGUAGGACCAUCUCAGUGCAGCUCAACUGCAAUAUCUGGACUGAUGUUUGGUACACUGACUUUAGUGGCUUGCUUAGAAAAACAAAGUGUACUGGUCUCUUGGGGCUUACAUUUUUCUGGGUGGGUUUUCUGGGUGGGUUUUUGUAGUUGGGUGGGUUUUUUUGUUGUUGUUGCUUUGGUUUGGAUUUUUGGUUUGGUUUUUUGUUUGGGUUUGGUUUUUUUUUUUUUUUUUUUUGGUGUGUGUUUGUGUACAUGUGCAGUGUUGUUUGGCAUAUAUCAGCUAAAUGGAGAGGAAAAUUCACCUGGGGAAACCUUGGCAGGUCCUGGCUGGAGGCCAAUUUCAAACAUUUUAUGACUGUAAAUUUGUUGCAGAGAAUCAAAGAAAUGAUAGGUAGAGUAUCCAGAAGCAGAAUAAACUAACCUCUCUCAAAUUCCAUCAGGAGAGCCAGUACAGCUAGGGAAAAGAAAAGCCAGAGAAGUUUUCCUCCUCUUUGAAGCUUUUCUAGAAUGAAUAUUUAAUGAUCGGUGUCUGCAACUUCUUCCAGACGAUAAUGAAUGUAAAACCUCCAGGUUUUUAAGGCAGAGAAGAAGGAGCCUAAACAAGAAUAAGCUCAGUGUGCCACUUGCACUGACAGUUAUCUGUAAGUAUUCCCCAGGGAUGUGAGCUACAGUUUGUGUGGAUAAUGCUAAAGGUAGCAUUUGAAACUUGAGGUGGGUGUGUGUGGUGUUUGUUCUCUGAGUAGAAACCUGGAGUGACUCCAGCAGUGGAAAUGCAGAAUCCUCCCUUCUGCAGCAGGCAGGGACCAAAUGGCACAACAAAGAGCAGGCUAUGAAUACUUGUGCAAAUGUAGAGAGAGAGAGGCACUUCAGUGAAAAUAUGCAGGAAAAAUGAAUAGUUUAGUAAAAGCUGCUUUUUUGUCCCCCUUGUAGAAAAUGUGCUUAGUAAUAGGUUCAUUUUGACUUCUAAAGGAAUUUCUGUCAAAUACAAUUAUCAGGGAAGACUACAGCUGCAAAGGUAUCAAAGCUAUGUUUGUGGAAAUCAGGUUUCAGAGUGCUUUGAGAUGGAAGAUAUUUGUCAAAUUUCUUUACAUGUCAUCUCAUGUUUCUUUACAAAUUUUCCAACUGUGGUAUAUGCUGUCUGUUUAAAGAUGAGAAUGCUGCAGCAGUUUUCUUUUUUAAAAAAGUCUUUGGCAGUUGCAUUAUAUUUAUUUAUUUUAUUUUUUCUCUUCACCACUUGAAAGGCAGAAAAGUGAAACAAAGCACAGAAAUAAAGCAGUCUGUCACACUGAAAACCUCUGAAAGAUAAAUAAUAAACUUUAUUUGCUAGGUAA